Molecule: messenger RNA, 2187 nt
Organism: Closterium sp. Naga37s-1
Lineage: Eukaryota; Viridiplantae; Streptophyta; Zygnematophyceae; Desmidiales; Closteriaceae
Source: the annotation of a GenBank genome assembly
AUGCUUCCGGUGCCUCCAUUCCUUCGCCCGUCUCUCCCACCACCCCUCUCUGCAGGCCCACCACCCCAUCGCACUGGUCUACAACGAGCUGCAUCCACCCGCAGUGGAUCAAGAGCCCACCACCCCAUCGCGCUGGUCUACAACGAGCUGCACCCGCAGUGGAUCAAAAGCGUCACUUUCUUCGUGCGCUGGCGCCGCAGCCUCAGGUCCCUCGCGCUCACCUUCACGCACUUCAAGCAGCUCGACAAACUCCGCUCGCCGCUCAACCGGACCUUCGCCUCCCUCACCUCGCUCACUCUCAAGCUGCGCGGCUGUGUCGACAAAUCCUACCUGAAUGCUGAGUACCACCAAAUAGAGGACAUUCCCUGGACCCGCACCUUGGACUGCCCGGGUCUGCAGCGGCUGAAGCUCGGCCGGGGCAGGUGGAACCUGCAGCACGGCUGGGCUGAGGGGUUCAAGUCGCUGCGCAGUUUGACUCUCAAACACGUGGAUUGGGAUGGGAGCCCCGGUGGCGGCGGCACAUUCCGUUUCGACUUAUCGAAGGCUCAAACCGUCCGCUUUUACUUCCCCCAGAGCAGCCUCCAGCUCUUCCUGACCCUCUCUAGCUCGCUCGAGACCUUCUCAGCCAUGGCAAAGAGGCUCGUGCUCUCUUGCAAGAGCACCGAACCUCUUGCUCUCCAGCACCUCUCGCUGUACGGCCAGCAACAGCUUGUCAUCUCCUCCCUCCACCUCGCUUCCGUACAAGUGGCCUACCUCAACGGCCCUCCCAAAGACCUGCACUCCCACGAUGACCACCACUCUUAUGACCCCUACUCUUCCAACAUGGACUUGUAUGAAUUGCCGUCUGAACUUUCACCUGAACUUUCUCCUGACAGGCAGAGCAUGCACCGCCGCAGCUCUGCUGAGUUCUCCUGGGUUCAAUGGUUGGGCACUAUAGCGCCAACAGUGGAGGUGCUUAUAGUGAGGCAUGGGGUGCCUGUAGAGGGGGUUGACGCUGAGUGGAGCAGCCUGCGCAGCCUUGGGAUUGUCGUGGAGAGUGAGGAGCGGUCUGAGGUGGAUUUGAAGGUUGAGAAGCGUCGGGAUGAUGGUGAGAGGGAGGUUACAGUCGAGGAGUUUCAGGAGCGCGAUGGGAGGCUCUUGCAGCAGCAGCGGCAGCAGGAGCGUCAGCAGCAGCGGCAGGAGCAGCAGCUUUUGCAGCAGCGGGUUUUGCAGCUGCAGCAGCAGCAGCAGCAGUGGCAGCGGCAGCAGCAGCAGCAGCAGCAUCGGCAGCAGCAGCCGCAGCGGCAGCGGCAGCGGCAGCAGCAGCAGCAGCUUUUGCAGGAGCAGCAGGAGCAGCAGCAGCAGCAGCAGCAGCAGCUUUUGCAGGUUUUGCAGCAGCAGCAGCAGCAGCAGCAGGGGGAGGAGGAGGAGGAGGAGGAGCAGGAGGGGCAGCAGCAAGAUGUAAGGCCUCCGUUUAUCUUGGCUCCAAACUUGCGAUCAAUCUUCUUCCCCACCCGCACAUGCGAGCAGCAAACCCUUACUUCCCUCCGCGAAUUCUGUCCCUCUCUUGCCCUGUACUGCAUCUCACGUCGCUCGUUCUACUGGGAGAAGCAGAGGAAACAGUUGCCUGAGGCCCCCGUGGUGCACGUGAGGAAGGCGAGAAGCGGGGUGCCAUGCGCUUGCUUUGCAGAGAAGCGGCCGAAGCACUGUGACGUGCUGGUGCUGGUGGCGUGUGCAGAGGGGGUGCUGCUGGAUGGCAUGGGGCAGGGCAGCAGUGGGAGCAGUGGCAGCAGCGGUUGUAGCAGCGGUGGCGGGAGUAGGGCGUUUUAUGCGCCGGUGGUGACGCCGUUUGAGGCACUGAUGGCGCUGGAAGAAGGGCGGGAGUGGACGGGAGAGUACCGGAUGAUGCUGGAUGGUGCUGGGCGGCCAUGGAGGCGCGAUCUGGAUCGGAUUUUUGGCACUGCGCGUGACUAUAAGGGGCUGGAGGUGCCGUGGUUCAUGGCUCCUGGUGGGACGCCCGGGGAAGGGGGAGGGGAUGCAAGAGGGAGAGGGCAUGAGAGUAAGGGAGGGGAUGAGGGAGGAAGAGGGGAUGGGGGAGGGGUGGGUGCUUUCAUACCGAGAGUGGCUCCGGCGAUUGAUGCAGUGAGGGUGGUGGAGGGGAGGGAGGGCCGUGCUGCAGGGUACGUGGAUGAACCACAGAAGGGAUAG